Messenger RNA from Venustampulla echinocandica, 1197 nucleotides. RefSeq lists its product as uncharacterized. The transcript has a single exon. Gene Ontology annotation, molecular function: protein serine/threonine kinase activity. Gene Ontology annotation, biological process: protein phosphorylation; positive regulation of Ras protein signal transduction. The record is from RefSeq and is a predicted model, not a curated record. NCBI's taxonomy places the organism in Eukaryota, Fungi, Ascomycota, Leotiomycetes, Helotiales, Pleuroascaceae. Bases 1 to 1197 code for a protein of 398 amino acids.
AUGAGCUUCAGAGUCACCGCUGCACACUCGAGUCGGAUAACCAAACCCAAAAAGGCGCCGGCUUUCAAACGAAGCUCAUCAGGAUCGUCGCCUUACUCCGCUCUUCCUCGGCGAAAGCCCGCUCCAAACUCACGAUCGAAGAAACAAGCUCCGGAUGACGAUGAAGACGACGACGACGAUUACUUCGGCGACCGCCUCGAAGAUCUCGGGCUCGUCAAAGCCCUAGCAACCGACUUAACCCUUCGAGAUGUUCCGCAAGCUCUAUUAUAUACCAGGGGGAAGAUGUGGAGUCCGAUACCAGAGCGACGGGCUGGAAUGAACUCGACUCGAAUUGCGGAGACAUUGAACUUUCGAGCAUCUCUGCCGCCUAUCGUUACCGUGUCGCAUAUACAAGCUCUACUGAAUUCGCCGACUACAGUGGAGAAGGAGAUGGCAGAGCUGGUCAAGAAGGGAGCCAUAAGGAGAAUCACGGUAGGCGGACGGGGGAACUUGGGAGAAGUCUUGAUCUUGACUAAGGAUCUGGACGACAUGAUCGCGAAAAGUAAUCUGAGUCAGGAUGUUAAGGAGAAGUUCACCAAGAUAUUACACACCCACCCAACGGCGCUGGGAAUGCCUCGCUCGGGGUUCCUAGAUGAGGAGUUUAAAGAGCUGAUGCGUGCAGGCUUCAUCACCUCCUCAACCCCGGGUGGCACAUUGUCGGAUUUCUUCUCCCGCCCCGCGGAGGGCUCGCGGGGUACGAUGACUUCCAUCAAUAGCAUAUCUAGGGCCGCAUCGGGUAGUCUAGCAGCAGUUGGCGGCGAAGGCGCUGUUCACGAGGCUGGUGGCAGUGGAGGAGGUGUUAAAACCCCGUCUGGCUCUGGGGAGCUCUCUCUGGCGCUUCCUGCCACGGGAUCUUUCCUGAAAGUGCUAUCGAACGCGCGAUCCCAUCUCGUGUCCUUGCUAUCAAAAUCCAAAUUCCGUCAAGCGCCCGAGACGCUCCUCCGUCAGCGCUGGGACGGCGGCAUUGGCGCGGAUGAUGAGGCGAGUGCCGCUCGGAGGAACAGAGGGGAGUUCGACGGAGUGCUGCCGGGCCGGACCAAGAAGUGGAAGCAGUUCCACGGCGUCUCGUUUGAAUGGGUGCUCGGCGAGUGUGUCGGCGCCGGGCUGGUUGAGGUGUUCAAUACUGGGAGUGUAGGGAGGGGCGUUCGUGCGUUGUGA